AUGAAGAAUACCGCUCUGGCUGCUAAUGACUAUUAUAUUUUGGUUGCGCUGGUCUUCACGAUGGCGUUUAAUGUCAAUGUUUUGAUAUCCACCAUAAAGGGAGGGUUCUCUCAGCACGUUAUUAGAUUGACCCUCGAGGAGAGUGUUGUCCUAGGCAAGACUUUCCUGGUAGCCACGGUCCUGUGGCCUUGCGCCAACACUUUUGUGAAGCUGUCGAUCCUCGAUUUCUACACCAAAACAUUCCCAAAUCGCACAUUGUAUUAUGCCGCAUGGGUGCUCCGCAUCCUCACGAUCGGGUACGGUAUUGCUACCGUAGCGACAGCCCUCUCGAUCUGCCGUCCUAUAGCAUUCAACUGGGACAAGACCAUCGUAGAUGGGGUUUGUGCGGACGUACCGAAAUAUUAUCUGUCUACCGCCAUCAUUAACUUACUUGUCGACUUCGCCAUCGUGUUCCUUCCUAUGCCCAUGCUAUGGGGCCUCCAAAUGAAAACCUCGAGAAAGGUUGCGUUGACAUUCAUCUUCGGACUAGGAUUCGGCAUCUGCAUCAUCUCCAUCCUGAGAGUUGUCGCAAUCCAGGAACUAGAUUAUUCGGAUGUCUCGUACAACAUUGUUUGGGACACUAUGUGGACCGUUCUCGAGCCAACCCUCGGUGUCAUCAACGCAUGCUUGCCAAUGCUGCAGCCGGUAGCCUCGAAAGCUAGCAACAGCCAACUAUUCAGCUACGCCAGAUCAGGAAAGUCGACUAAAGGAUCAGGAUCCACGAAACAGCUUUGGACAGCUAGUUCGUCAACUAGAGGCGUCCGCAGUGACCAUUCCAAGGCCAAGAAUUUCGUACGCAUACCUGGUGACGGGUACUCCCUCACGGACCUGUGCACGACUCAGAACGAUAUCAGCGGCACUACUAUUGAUGGAGAACAUGAGAGAGAUACUUACAUGGAAUCAACAAGGAAGGAGCCCGUAAUCAGGGUCAAGAAGGAUUGGGACGUGCAUUCCGGUGUGUAA
This is a messenger RNA of Venustampulla echinocandica, 1002 nucleotides long. RefSeq lists its product as uncharacterized. The coding region runs from base 1 to 1002 and encodes 333 amino acids. The transcript is spliced from 5 exons. The record is from RefSeq and is a predicted model, not a curated record. Lineage: Eukaryota; Fungi; Ascomycota; Leotiomycetes; Helotiales; Pleuroascaceae.